CUUCGUAGCUCGGCGUACGUUCCUACCGGAGACAUUAUUGCAUUGGACAGCUUGAGGAUCGUGACGUGGUGAUUGGUCGUUGAUCCCUAUCUUGAAAACUAUUUUGCUGGCGUUAGCAUUGGUCAGACUAAAAGCAUAUCGGCAUUCCUGGACAUUUAUACAUUUUCAUUGCCGAUAAAUUAAAAACCGCUUUUGUUGGUCCUUAAGCGGAACUGAGUUUUUUGGAGCUGUUUUGUCUGGUCGCAGCCGGGACUGAUCAUGAAGCUCUACAGCCUGAGCAUCCUGCACAAAGGAGCCACUAAAGCCAACCUGCUCAAGGCGGCCUACGACCUCUCCUCCUUCAGCUUCUUCCAGCGCUCCAGUGUCCAGGAGUUCAUGACCUUCACCAGUGCCUUGAUUGUUGAGAGAACAUCACAUGGAAGCCGUGCCUCUGUCAAAGAACAAGAGUAUCUGUGCCAUGUGUAUGUGAGAAAUGACAGCCUGAGUGCGGUGGUCAUAGCAGACACUGAGUACCCACAGAGAGUCUGUUUCACAUUGCUAGACAAGGUAUUAGAGGAAUUCUCCAGGCAAGUGGACAGUAUAGACUGGCCCUCUGGUAACCCUGAGACCAUCAACUACAAAGCCUUGGAUAUCCACCUUGCUAAAUACCAGAACCCCAGGGAAGCAGAUGCAAUGACCAAAGUGCAGGCUGAGCUGGACGAGACAAAGAUCAUUCUGCACAACACCAUGGAAAGUCUGUUGGAGAGAGGAGAGAAACUUGAUGAUCUUGUUGCAAAGUCAGAGCACCUGGGGAAUCAGUCCAAAGCCUUUUACAAGACUGCACGGAAGCAAAACUCAUGCUGUGAAAUUAUGUGAUGCUGCCGCCUAGUCCUCCUGGACACGCCUCUCUCUGCCUUUCUGCUUUUCCUACAACUCCCAUCAUGCACCAGCCACCAGCUCUCAGCACAAAGGACAGAAUGAACGCUGUCCAACGCAGGACGGGGCACCAGGACAAAGCAAGGAGGGGUUGAAGGUGGUGACCCGUCUAGAUGUGAAAUAUCUGGACUCUGACUGAUGGGGGCUGAAGGACUGAUGGGGUUUGGUCAGGGAAAACGUAAUAUUCAAAUUAUUUUAACCUUUCAAAGGGUAAACAUCGUCGUGGUGUUUCAAUACCAGCUGAGGACAUAAUAGUGUGAUCUUGUGUAUUGGUGGUGUGUUGUUGAAAUGUCUUCAAAACAUUUAAUGUACUCAGACUGAAUCAGUUCUCAAUGGAGUUUGAUCUCAGCUCUGGAAAUUUAGACAGAGGAUUAACCCAAGUUUGUCUGUGCUUCUUGCUUCAAGGCAAAUCUGACAAUCUCAUGUUCUGAUUUUUUGAACUAAUGUCACUGCUGAGGUUAAAUCCUUCUCGACAGAGGCAAGCUGUUUUUCUUGCAGGCAUAACUUAUUCUGCCCACUGGGUGGCCCUGUUUUCUCACUCUUCCAUCAGGGGCCACAAGGUUAUCUUAUCAACGGGUGUCAAUGCCUGAGGUCAUUCCGGAAACAGUAAUAUGAGCCGAGACAACAAGCGUGCUCCUAGGGCACCUGAGAUUGAAAUCCCACUGAAUUGUACAACAAUUAAAAAAAAAUGCUAGAUUGGAUUAAGUUCCAUGAUUUUUCUUGCAUUUUUAGUGCGGUCUUACAGUGUUAAAUUAACACCUAAAACAUUCCCAAAUUUCGGUAAUUGUGUUACUGACUGGUGGUGCAACUUGAAAGCUGAUGAGAAGUGUGAUGUAAACUAUAAUAUAGUAGAUGUUCUCCAUAGACCAAGCCUUACUGCAGUAUGGCGUUCUUGUAAGUCCCCUGUCCUGUCCAUGAUUAUGUAGUCGAAUGAGGACAAGCUGUUGUGAGCUUCUCGGUUUUACACUCACCAUACAGUAGCCAUACUCUUCUUCUUUUAAUGGCCAAGAUACAUUUAAGCUGGUCUGUAAAACUCAUAAUCCCACAUGGACCUCAGCGGAUCACUUGCAUUUUUGUUAUCAUUGUGAUCCAAAAGGAAAAAAUCUGACCAGCACUCUGACCUCAGAUGCCUCCAAAGGUUCACUUCUCUCUCUCUCUGGCCUCUUAUUUUGCGCUAGCUGAGUUUUCUACAAAAUGGGUGUAAUUUAAUGUGUGAAAAAGAGAUAACGCACACAUGUUGAGUGAUGCCAUUUUAAUUUGGGUGAUUUCACAGGUCAGACAUAGUAUUACACACUCCACAUUGAUCACGCAGCUGUUAUUUUUCCUCAUUGUCACGUAUCAGCGUAGUCGGCUCGCUUUGGACGAGUCUGAAUUUGUAGAAAUCCCUUCAGCCGGACACGUUGUUCCCUUCGCUUGCAGUCAACAACAGUUGAAAAUGAAGAGAUGCCUUUGAUUCUGUAUUAUAGAUGUUUUCUCUGCUUUGUUUCUGCUGUAUGACUUUUGCUGAUAUACUGAAGUGUAGACUGCAUUGACGUUUGUGCGACUGUAACUGUGUGACUGUUGUGUGUGUGAUCUGAGUUGAGUUGCUCUUAAUGCUUUUACAAUAUAAACUUCUGUGCAAUAGCUCUGCAGACUGUCCAUUAAUGUCUCUCCUUUAAAGCAGGGAGAAUAAACGGCAAAACAAUUCCCCUAAAGGACAGUAACUUGACCUUUGUAUAUUCUGAUUAACUCUCACAUGUGAAGCUUGUUCAGGGGUGUGUGUGAGCCAUUUGUUUAAAGAUGGGGUUUCUUCUUUCAAAGUUUUAAACGUGUUGAAUUUGAGAGUAUAUCAACUAUCCGUAAUUAUACUGUAGCUUUUUACAGUUCAACUUUUCACUGUCCAGUUUGUGAAAUCAAUUAAUCAGUCUGCAUUACAAUUUGUGACCCAGUUAUAGUCCACAUUCAAAGAACAUAUUUAAAAGUCUGAACAAUACUUUUCUGACUGUAUUAACAUUUUGUUUUGGGAACUUGGAGUCGCUGAAACACUAACUGUUUACAGAACAUGUAAUCUUGACUAGAUAAACAAGGAAAAAUGG
Myripristis murdjan (pinecone soldierfish) is the source of this 2990-nucleotide messenger RNA. It is a transcript of the gene ykt6, whose product is annotated as YKT6 v-SNARE homolog (S. cerevisiae). Gene Ontology annotation, biological process: endoplasmic reticulum to Golgi vesicle-mediated transport. Gene Ontology annotation, cellular component: Golgi apparatus. NCBI's taxonomy places the organism in Eukaryota, Metazoa, Chordata, Actinopteri, Holocentriformes, Holocentridae. The transcript has 8 exons. Bases 259 to 855 code for a protein of 198 amino acids. The record is from RefSeq and is a predicted model, not a curated record. Gene Ontology annotation, molecular function: SNAP receptor activity.